This is a messenger RNA of Closterium sp. Naga37s-1, 1524 nucleotides long. Lineage: Eukaryota; Viridiplantae; Streptophyta; Zygnematophyceae; Desmidiales; Closteriaceae. The record is from the annotation of a GenBank genome assembly.
AUGGCGCAUUGCGCGCUGGCGCCUAACGCGCUGGCGCCAAACGCGCUGGCGCCAAACGCGCUGGCGCCUAACGCGCUGGCGCCUAACGCGCUGGCGCCUAACGCGCUGGCGCCUAACGCGCUGGCGCCAUACGCGCUGGCGCCAAUUACGCUGGCGCCAUACGCGCUGGCGCCUUACGCGCUGGCGCCUUACGCGAUGGCGCCUUACGCGCUGGCGCCAAACGCGCUGGCGCCAAACGCGCUGGCGCCAAACGCGCUGGCGCCAUACGCGCUGGCGCCAUACGCGCUGGCGCCAAACGCGCUGGCGCCAAACGCGCUGGCGCCAAACGCGCUGGCGCCUAACGCGCUGGCGCCUAACGCGCUGGCGCCUAACGCGCUGGCGCCAUACGCGCUGGCGCCAAACGCGCUGGCGCCAUACGCGCUGGCGCCAUACGCGCUGGCGCCUUACGCGCUGGCGCCUUACGCGCUGGCGCCUUACGCGAUGGCGCCUUACGCGCUGGCGCCAAACGCGCUGGCGCCAAACGCGCUGGCGCCAAACGCGCUGGCGCCAUACGCGCUGGCGCCAUACGCGCUGGCGCCAUACGCGCUGGCGCCAUACGCGCUGGCGGCUUGUGCGCUUCUGCCUUGUUGCGGCAGAGCGCUGACUAAUUAUUGCGCACGCUCAAGCGUUGCUGCAGUGAGCUCACGCCUUGCUGCAGUGAGCGCACGCCUUGCUGCAGUGAGCUCACGCCUUGCUGCAGUGAGCUCACGCCUUGCUGCAGUGAGCUCACGCCUUGCUGCAGUGAGCUCACGCCUUGCUGCAGUGAGCUCACGCCUUGCUGCAGUGAGCUCACGCGUUGCUGCAGCUUCGGGUUUUAACCGCACUUGCUGCCUGCAUGCGUGCUGCACUGCCCCGGUGUCGCUCGUAUUCAUUACGGCCACCCACGGUCCCCUACCCCAAGUCCCCGACCGAACCGAACCCCCGGUAGCGCGCGAGGGAGACGAUAAGAUCCUCUCCUGUAUUUGGUCUCUUCAAGAGAAGUUUUCACAACCGUCGCCCAGGGAUGCCCAGUCGAGAAAGGAGAAGCAUAAGAUCCCCUCCCGCCGCUUCCUCACCUCCUCAUUUCCCGUUUUCUUCUCGGGAGUUUCCUUCGCCUGUGCCUCGUCACAGCGCUUCCCUUUCGCUCUUCUCACGACCUGUCACGGAAACCCGACCUGCCUGCAUCGCGUAGCGCUAGCACUAGACGGUGACUUCGUCUCUACCACUCCCCACUUCCCCUUUCCUGGCGAGCGGCCAGUGGGAGAGGGAAGGAGCGCUUUCGAGAAUGAAGCUCGCCCUCCUUGGAACGACAGUUUGCAAUCGGGGCAGAAGCAGCAGCAGCAGCAGCAGCAGCAGCAGCAGCAGCAGCAGCAGCAGCAGCAGCAGCAGCAGCAGCAGCAGCAGCAGCAGCAGCAGCAGCAGCAGCAGCAGCAGCAGCGGCGGAAGCAGCAGCAGCAGCAGCAUCGGCGGCGGCGGCGGCGGCGGUGGCAGUGGUGGCUUGAGUGA